Messenger RNA from Euleptes europaea (tarantolino), 1203 nucleotides. Its product is annotated as zinc finger protein 135-like. Lineage: Eukaryota; Metazoa; Chordata; Lepidosauria; Squamata; Sphaerodactylidae. Bases 1 to 1203 code for a protein of 400 amino acids. The record is from RefSeq and is a predicted model, not a curated record. Gene Ontology annotation, biological process: negative regulation of transcription by RNA polymerase II. The transcript has 4 exons. Gene Ontology annotation, molecular function: DNA-binding transcription repressor activity, RNA polymerase II-specific.
AUGAGGGAGGAACCAUCUGAGAGUUCAGAGUGUGAAAACAGUUUUGGUCUGAGUGAAAGCCUUACUUCCCAUCAAAGAACCCACACAGGCCAAAAACCAUGCCAAAGCUCAGAGUGCAGGAAAAGGUUCAGGAGUAACACAACGUCUACUUUGCAUCAGAGAAUCCAUUCAGAGGAAAAACAAUAUAAAUGCUUGGAAUGUGGAAAGCUCUUCCGCCAGCGAGCACACUUCACUGUGCACCAGAGAAUCCACACAAAAGAGAAACCAUAUAAAUGCUUGGAGUGUGGAAAGAACUUCACUCACAAACAAGGACUCACUUCCCAUCAGAGAACCCACACAAAGGAGAAGCCGUAUGUGUGCUUGAAGUGUGGGAAAACUUUCCGUUGGAACGGAGCCAUCACUUACCAUCAGAGAAUCCACACAAAGGAGAAGCCAUAUGUGUGCUUGAAUUGUGGGAAAACCUUCCGUUCGAGCACAGCCCUCACUUACCAUCAGAGAAUCCACACAAAGGAGAAGCCAUAUGUGUGCUUGGAGUGUGGGAAAACCUUCCCCAUGUGUGGUGCACACCUUACUUCCCACCGAAGAAUCCAUUCUGGAGAGAAACCCUAUCGAUGCCAGGAGUGUGGAAAAGGCUUCAGUCAGAGCUCACACCUGAAAGUACACCUAAGAAUCCACACGGGAGAGAAGCCCUAUAAAUGCUUGGAAUGCGGAAAUAGUUUCACUUGUAGCCAGAACCUUGCAUCACAUGAAAAAAUCCACACGGGGGUGCAGCCAUAUAAAUGCCUGGAUUGUGGGAAAAGCUUCAGUCAGAGCUCAAGCCUUAAGGUACAUCGAAGAGUCCACACAGGGGAGAAGCCGUAUAAAUGCAUGGAAUGCGGCAGAAGCUUCAGUCGGAGCUCAACCCUUACUUUACAUCAAACAGUCCACACAGAAGAGAAGCCGUAUAAAUGCAUGGAAUGUGGGAGAAGCUUCAGUCGGAGCUUAACCCUUACUAUGCAUCAAAGAGUCCACACAGGAGAGAAGCCGUUUAAAUGCAUGGAUUGUGGAAAGAGUUUCACUUCUAGCCAGUACUUUAAAGUACACAAAAGAAUCCACACAGGGCAGCAGCCAUAUAAAUGCCUGGAUUGUGGGAGAAGCUUCAAUCAGCGCUCAAGCCUUAAUCUACAUCAAAGUGUCCACACAGGAGAGAAGCCGUACCUGUGA